UCAAGGACUUUCCCGAGCGAACUCUCCGUAAAAUAACUGCUUACCCUCGCAAAACACCGUGAAACAGCAGGCUCUCCCCGCAUUACCUGCGCCUGAGCCCAGGAGACUACCUGACACGAGAGAAAGGGGCUUUAAUUGUACUUUAAAUAGGAAAGUGUGGGAUGUGAUGUUCUUGGUGUAUUGUAGUAACCGGAGUCGGGCUGAUCAUGGAAAACAGGCAGCGAUAAGCAAAUCGUAUCGCUUGUUCUCAAGUUAGACAAAAAACAACUCGAGCGGCGGAGAUAAAUUCCCACCCUUGUAAGGUUCACUUUCAUCCGCUCAUUUAUGGACAACGCGCGUAGCCUGCAGUCUGACUUGAGCAUACGGCGGGACUGGAUAACGCUGUGACGAGCAGAAGGCUGUUCACGUGCAUUUUCGGAAAACUUUCAGUUGACGUUUAUUAAGAGCCGCCUAUGCGUCUCCGGCGUGCGUGAGCGCUCGUUUGAUUAUUUUUGCUUACACUGUCUCGCGCAGCGCAGCUCUUUGGUGUCUGGCUCGAACUUUUCCAAGGAUUUCGUCAAUGAACUUGUUGCGGUGAGUCCCCUUUAAACCAUCACGGCCUGUGUUGUACGCUGUUUGAAGACUAUGGAUGUUCCGGGGGAGGCUUGCGAGUCCCCAGACGCAGUUUUCCACAGAACUUACCAGAGCGUUUUCCAAAACGUGUGCGUCGCGAGAGCGAGCAACGCCGAGAGUUUGGACUUUUCUAGCUCCGAGAAGCGCGGCUGCCUACAGGAGACCGCCUCGACGGAAAAACGUCCAAGCAAGCUGUCCCCCAGCAAGGGAAUAAUAUGCUGCCCCAAGAAAGAGUGCGAGAGUGCGAGUUCAGUGAUGCGGAGUUCAAUAGGAAGUAAAAGCGACACGUCCCUGUCAUGCUCGGGCCGCGCAGACGCCACCGAAAGCAGCGGCAGUCGCGCAGGUUUCCUUCGGGGCGCAGAGAGCGGACAAAAGAGCUGCGCUACGGCUGAAGUUCACUCGCGCCGUGACGCAAGAGUGGCGAGUAGUAGUCGUGCGUGCAACACCACCAGCAGCAGCAGUAGCAUCUCGGAGACAGCGCGAGAGCUGUGCAAAGCUGUGUCCGUAUCUUUGGGCUUAGCUAUGGAGUCCAGCGAACUGGGCGAUGUGGAACCGCACCAUGUGCCGCCGCCCCUGACCACUAAAAGUAGUAGUGAGAGAAUCUAUUUGUUUGGAAUGCCUUUGCUCAACUGCUCAGUGAGUGAACGGGAGGCAGGAGGGAAAGAAAGAGAGUACGCUCUCGCGGCGGGACGAGACAGAGGCGCAGAGCUGCGGGGCAGGGACAGACUGCUCGAGAUGUUUAAAAGUGGCGACCUGGAGCAGCUAGCAGGUGAGGUGACGACCUUGCAGUGCAGCAGCGCGUCUCGAUCACACCUAACCGCGGAUGCGCAGGGUGUACAUGAGUUCGCCAGCGUGUCCGGGGACAUUGCCAACUUGAGUUCAGAAGGUACGACAGGACCGGACAUGGACGAAACGCGAGCGGCUUCGUGCCAGUUCGAACAACUGUUGCCCGUGAGCAUGGCCCAUUUCGUGCAACCGGAGCUCGAAAACGGACCGAGCCAGAGCUUCGCAAAGCCCGCAGAGAUGUCCGGUGAGUUUGCGGGCCCUGUGGAGGAUUACGUUAAUCUGUAUAACGUCAAAAUCAAGGCGGAGAUGAUGCCCCGUGAAUUAAAUGACACUUGGGCGUAUCCGCAUAGGUACGCUGAGGACUGUAACGGCCAGUACGGGUCUCCCAAACAAAGGACCCCAUACGCAUCUGGCCAUGAUACGCAUUUUAUCUGUAACCCCUACGAGUACGGCCGAAACGAGGCUCUGGUUCCACGGGAGCGUCCUCCGCCCGAACAGUGGUACCCCGGCGGGAUGUUGACCCGUCCCCCUUACCCUAACAUGCCCUGCUUAAAAAACGAGAUGGGCAACUGGCUGGAUGUAACAUCAUUAACGGAUGGCAGGUUUGAUGGAGGGAGGAGUGACAUUUUCCCAAUGGAGUUUUUCCUUCCUCCACAAAGGACGUGCCUUAUUUGCUCUGAUGAAGCAUCUGGAUGUCACUAUGGAGCCCUCACUUGUGGAAGCUGCAAAGUGUUCUUUAAGAGAGCUGCUGAGGGGAAGCAGAAGUAUCUCUGCGCUAGCAGGAAUGACUGCACCAUAGAUAAACUGAGGAGGAAGAACUGCCCAUCCUGCCGUCUGAGGAAGUGUUUCGAGGCUGGGAUGACCCUGGGAGCCCGCAAGCUGAGGAAGAUCGGACAGAUGAAAGGUCCAGAGGAGGUUGGCCCUGUUCAGGGCCCAUCAGAGACAAUCCAGUGCCUGUCGCCCAAGCCCAGCCUGACGUUCCACUCACAGUUGAUCUUCCUGAAUAUCCUGGAGUCCAUUGAGCCCGAGGUGGUGAACGCGGGCCAUGAUCAUGCUCAGCCUGACUCGGCAGUUGCUCUCCUCACCAGCCUUAAUGAGUUGGGAGAGAGGCAACUUGUCAAGGUAGUGAAAUGGGCCAAAGGACUUCCAGGUUUCCGUAACCUGCAUGUAGAUGAUCAGAUGACAGUCAUUCAACACACCUGGAUGGGAGUGAUGGUCUUUGCACUGGGUUGGAGGUCCUACAAGAACGCCAACGCGCGGAUGCUGUACUUUGCACCAGACCUGGUCUUCAAUGAUCAUAGGAUGCAUAUCUCCAGUAUGUACGAGCACUGUGUUCAGAUGAAGCACCUCUCGCAGGAGUUUGUGCUGCUGCAGGUCACACAGGAAGAGUUCCUGUGCAUGAAGGCCCUCCUCCUUUUCAGCAUCAUUCCAGUGGAGGGGCUGAAGAGUCAGAAGUAUUUUGAUGAUCUGCGUCUGACAUACAUAAAUGAGCUUGAUCGUUUAAUCAACUAUGGCAGGAAGACCAACUGCGCCAUGCGCUUCCAACAGCUGACCCGACUGAUGGACUCACUGCAACCAAUUGUUCGGAAGUUGCACCAGUUCACCUUUGACCUCUUUGUCCAAGCUCGGUCUCUGCCCACGAAGGUCAGCUUUCCCGAAAUGAUUGCAGAAAUCAUCUCGGUCCAGGUGCCAAAAAUCCUCGCCGGCCUGUCUAAACCAAUCCUGUUCCACAAAUGACAAGACUACACCCCUGAACAACGGAUCCAUACCAACCCUACCCAGGCCAUAUGAGCCGGUCAGUUUGGCCUAAUCCAGUUUGAUCCAGCCUAAACCAGCCUGCAAUGCUUUUAAUCUGGACUUGAAUCAAGCGACGGGACUGAGUGAUACAGAUUUUCUCCCCUUUUUUAUUUAGAAUUUCUCCCCUUCUAUACCUCCCUCCCUUUAUAUAUAUCAGUGUCAUCUCUCUAUCUCUCUCUCUUUGAAAAAUGGCCCUGAAAAGUAGUGGGACCAUUACAUCGUUACAGUUGUCUAUCUUCUCAGCAGAGAUCAUUUGAGCUCAUUUUCUCAAACUGACAGCAUGGUAUCAAGCAGGUUUUGUUCUUUCUUCUUACCAGCAGUUAUCCUUAAAGAGUUGCAAUAUGUUGCCUUGUGGACAGUUAGGAAAAAAAUUAUGACACUGAAUUUUCAUCUGAGCCCUUAAUCAAAAAAAAUAAAUAAAAAAAAUAAGGACACUGCACAGAUCUCUAUCAGAGUCUGGGACCUGGCUCCAAUCUCUAUGCAUCGCAGGAUAAAAGGUUUCAUUUAUUGUCCAUUGACUUGAGAGAUCAGGACAAAGCCAAGCAGCAUGCAUAGUGAAUACAUAAGAAUGUGACAAAAAACCAUGACCGUUUCUUUGCUUCGCUUUUUUACUCUUUUUAGUUAGAACAACACACUUCUAAAUACAGUACUGUAUUACAACAGUAUGGAUUUCAGUACAGCAGGCUGGCUUUCAGUCUCCUCCCUCCUUUAUUAGUUUAUUGAUUGUAAAACAAGCGCUUCAUUCAUUUCUUAUGAAAUGUAGAGGGUCUUUCUAAAAGCUUUUUAAAAGGCAUUUAUCAUUCAUUUGGGGUCAGACAAUUUGUGACUUUAAUUUGAAAAUCGGUCACAGUUGGGGUUUGCCUCUAAUAAGACUGAAACAACAGCACAAUUUUAUACAAACAAACAAAACAAAAACAUCUCGCAGUCAUAAACUUGCCUCGUCCAGACAGCAGACUUUUGUUAAGACGGGGCUCAGUGCCCUCUUGUACAACCUGGAUAUUUUAGAGCAGGUUUUAGAGGAUUUUGUUGACAGUUUGUACAUAAAUACAGCCACGCUUGGGUAAGCACAGGUGAUCUUCAAAUAUAAGGACAUAUAUAAAAAUCUAUGCAUGCUGUCUUCAUAUCCAUCAACAAAACAACAAACAAAUUAUUGCAUGCUAAAGUCCUAGCUAUUCAAACAAACCAAACUGCAUUUCCAGUAAGCUAAAUUGAUAUUGUUAGGAAACGGUAUUGUUUCCCAUAAGGCUCUUAUGAAGUUACUCUCUCUUUCUCUUUCACUAUCCUUAAUGGAAGUUUUGGCAAGGUAAUAUUAUUGUAUACAGGGGUGAACUGACCAUCUGGAUGUUCUAGAGAAGUCCUGGCUGGACUUCUUCAUCCUUCAUUCUCAAAGUAAAAGUGUCAGAUUAAGUGACGUUGACAGCUGACAAAAGGGGGCACUAAUGCAAUCCUUUUUUUUUUGCUUAUAAAAAAGUGAGAGUGGGCUUGUUAUGCCAAGCAAAAGGCGUGAAGAUAAAGGCAGUUGGGAGAAGCUUAAAGGAAAAAAAAGCAAACCGUUAAAUCAGGUUACCGUUGCCCGCCUCUCUCUCUAUACACAGCAUGUAGCCUUUAGCUCUAGAGUCAAAUCCCAGGACAACCCUAGUCCGAGCGUCCACUGCUAUUUAUCACUCCACAUUGUCGCAUUCAUUCAAAAAGAGACAGCAAUGAUUUUACUGCGGGUUACAUUUGAGAGCUAUUGGGUUAGAAAAUCUAGUAAAUUAAAGAGCCUAUAUAAGGUGAUUAGUCUGAUUAAUAUGACACACACACACACACACACACAAUUUGAGACAUAUGAAUAAUCAAAUUGCAGAAUUUUGUUGUUUCAGGUUUCUAGAUUCUAGGUUUAUGUUUAUCAUUGUCAUAUACAUUUAGCAUUCUGCUUUUUUUAUGUAGAUUUCAAAUAUUUUAGUUCAUACAAUAAUACAUUUAUUUCAAUCCUCUGUAGAAAAAAAAAGAAAUAGAAACCAUCACGUAAUUUGUAAUGAUUGUUCUGGUUAUUAUGAAAAUUGUAUUGGUUUUUAAUGGAAACUGUAAUGGUGCCUGUUGGUCUCUACUGGUAAUUGGUCACCUUCUAUUCAUUACUUUUGUUAAAGCCACUGAAUCUUAAUGUAAUAUGUCCCAAAACACACUACAGGAAACCAUUAUUUAAUGGUUUUAAUUGUUAAAAGUUGAUGGUUUGUAAUGUUUGUAAUGGUAUUUGUAGUGGGAAUCAUUCAAAUUUCAGUGAUGGUUUCUAUUGUUUUUUGUCAGCAGGGUCACCAUGGGUUUCGUGAUGUUAUUUGCCAUAAAUGCGAUAGGAUUGCUGUAAUAUUGUGAGAUAGUAAUGACUUUGUAGUUGUGGUGGGCCUAUUUGGGAGAAAAUCCAGGGCUGUUUUUUACUCCCAGUCCAUCCCUUCUUGUAUAUACAGUAUAUGUAAAGGUUAAGCGUGGUUCUUUUCAACCUUUCAAUGUGCUAAUUUAUGGAUGUAGGCAAUAGUUUUACAGUACAGUUUCCUCUCUUUCCUUUAUAACAAGAGAUUUGUAUUUCUCCCCGCUAGCAAUAAAUAAUCACAUGCUUAAGACACUCUUUUAACAAGCUUUUUUAGAAUACCAAAACAUGCUUCAAAUGGUGCACAGCUUAAAAAAAAAAAAAAAAAAGAAGAAAAAAAAAGAAAAUGAGCUUUGUGUAGCCAAUGUGCUGACAUGGGACAGAACUGUUUUUUUUUUUCUCAGAAACUCAUACCAAAUAUCUUAAUCACCAUCAGCUCUUUCAAAUCAACUACAAGUGGUGCUAAAGCUGUCCUUUAACACCCUCAAGGGUUUUAACAAGAUAGUUCACCCAAAAAUGAAAGUUUUCAUUUACUCAACCUCAAGUUGUUUCAAACCUUUAUGAGUGCUUUAUUCUGAAAGGAACAUAUUUUGAAGACUGUUAGUAACUGAACAGUUCCUUGUAACCAAUAAGUUGCAUAUAUGGUAAAAAUGCUAUAUUAGCUUUUAGGUAAACAGCAUUUUAUUUAUUUAUUUAUUUAUUUUUAUAAUUUCUUAUUCAAUAUUUGGUAGAAAAUGGGGGGGGGGGGUGGGGGGCUCUUACAGGUUUGGAACAACUUGAGGGAUUAUUUUCGGAUGAGCCAUGGCUUUCAAUGAGACAAAAGACAAAAAAAAAAAAACGGCUUCUGCUUCAAUUAAAUCAUUCUCUAUUUAUCUGUCAGAAAGGAGCCUCUUUACUCGCUUUCCUCAUACCCUGGUGCAGCGCGUAUUAUCUAGACGUCGUGUCAACAACUUCCCUCCGCGCGCUCUUCGUUUCUAAAUGAUUGAAUAAUACCUGCAGCGUUAUGUAUGUAGAUUACUCUUUAAAGAGCCCCAAAAUCGCGGCGCUGUGUUAUCUUUGUCAGGCCUGGGGUGACCUGGGGUGUACUUUCGGCAGAGCACGGAGUUUUCCGCCGAGUUAAAACGACGAGGUGUGGUUUAGCUGCUCGAGCUCUUGUCGCCGCAGAGCAUGUUGACGGUUUGAAUGCGCCAGGCAGAGAAUAUUCUGUCAGAGACAGCUCCUCUGCGCUGACAGCACCGAGCACCGAGCGCCGCGCAAUUACACGCAGGUGUUUACCCAUUUAGACGGCCCAAAAGCACUCAUUAGAAUUUGCAGAACUCCAAACUGCACUUGUACCCUGCCAAAAAAAAGAGCUCGCGACUUUCAACACAAACAUGCAACGCUGUAGGACAGAGCCGAAGCCAAAGUCUGAUCAGAAAGUUGUUUAUUAGCCGGCGGACUUUCGGAGGGGACACUCGCAUGCAAACACCGACUUUCCGAGAGACACACUCUCUCGCAGUCUUAUUAUUGUCCGUUUACAAUAGAAAGCUUGUAAUAUGUCAGUUAGCGAAACUCUUUUUAACACCUCGCGCUGCGCUCGUGAAAAUACUUGUGCUUGGAUGACUUGAGACUUUUCUUAACACAUCUCUUAUAAGCUAUGAUGUAAAACUUUGUUGAUUUUCAAUUAAAGUCUUAGGAUUUACUGUGUGCGGUGUGAUCAACAAAUAGCAAACCGUGUAUGUUUAUAUGCGCUCUUGUUAGCAGGCUCUGCUUCGCCGCCCUUAUGUGCUUAAAAGGGGAAGAAAGCAGUAAAGACAUUGUUUUGGUGUCUUUUACAAAAUACUGAAUUUGGUCUGUUAAUGACAAAAAAAGAUUUGCUUGAAUCCUACCAAUGUUUCUGCUCUCACGUGAACAAGAGAACCUAGAGUCUUAACAGUCUGCAUGUCACCAGGAUGCUUCCUGUGGUUAAUUUUUUUUUUUUUUUCAUAAAUUGGGGGGGAUUUUACCUAACGAUUUCUCACUGAUAUACAGUAGUUCCCCCAUCUAUUUGAGUCCUGUUUCAGCUUUGUGAACCGUAUAAAAACUUGCACAUAUGUAACAUGACUUGGUUCUUUAACUCUCUUUGCUGGCUGACACAAGCAAUUACUCGAUUAAUCAUUAGCGAAUGCUUUUUUACAGCUUUUUUCUCUGGUGUGAAUAAUUCCUGUCUAUGCAGAAGGAAGAGCUAAAUAGUUUGGCUUUAUAUGACUAGAAGAGGAAAUUCUGGCUUCUUAAACAAUGUUUGUUACUCAAAUCUUUGUAACUUUAUAGUCUUUUUUUACAGCAGUUGUAUGUGAGAGUGGGUGUGUGUCUGUGCAUGCACGCUUUUCACAGAUUAUUUAGUAGGCCUACUGCUAUUAAAUGUUGUAUUGACAGUUGUUAACUAGCGAUUUCUUUCGAGCAGUUUGCGAACUGCUUUCUACUUGUGUGGAAAAUACUUAUCUGAUUGCUGUUGUGUAGAACCUGUGUAAAUCGGGUUUGUUUGUGUUUUACCGCAUCCAAUUCAAUAAAAAAAAUAUUUGAAAAUCUAUGAAA
Carassius gibelio (silver crucian carp) is the source of this 8092-nucleotide messenger RNA. RefSeq names its product androgen receptor. Gene Ontology annotation, biological process: regulation of DNA-templated transcription; male gonad development. The record is from RefSeq and is a predicted model, not a curated record. NCBI's taxonomy places the organism in Eukaryota, Metazoa, Chordata, Actinopteri, Cypriniformes, Cyprinidae. Bases 625 to 3135 code for a protein of 836 amino acids. The transcript is spliced from 8 exons. Gene Ontology annotation, molecular function: DNA-binding transcription factor activity; sequence-specific DNA binding; zinc ion binding.